This is a messenger RNA of Aureobasidium subglaciale EXF-2481, 1434 nucleotides long. RefSeq lists its product as uncharacterized. The transcript has 4 exons. Lineage: Eukaryota; Fungi; Ascomycota; Dothideomycetes; Dothideales; Saccotheciaceae. The coding region runs from base 1 to 1434 and encodes 477 amino acids. The record is from RefSeq and is a predicted model, not a curated record.
AUGAACCCUCAAGCCCCUCACUACAAGUAUAACACGCCGGCCCCUUCUGGCAACAACGGCACCAGAAACGGCAGUAACCUCGCCACUAUUUUUGGCUCUCUGCGCACAACCUUCGUGCCUGCCUCCGUACCUACCACUAACAGCACUCGCGGAACGUCUACUCCACAUCGUGAGACACCUAAUCAAACUCCCACCCCAACUCCAACUACUCAGAGUCACUCGCUUGUCAAGUUCGAGCCUCGCAUGAGCUCAAACGAAGAGCUGUUCGAGCGCGCUCGUGUGGAGCAGCAGGAGCAGAGCCAAUUGUUGCUGCACUCUAAACUGCUUCGCCUGACCGAGCAGGUUGAUGAGUUGAUGAACCAGCGCGCCGCUUUCGAAGAGAAGCAGACCGAAGGCGCUCAAAUCAUCAAUGACCUCCGUGGCGAGGUUCUCCAGCUCAAGACCCAGGUCAAAUCUCAGAACGACAAGCUUGGAAUCCUCAAGGGUCUCAGCGAUGACCAUAUCAGGGAGCACAAGGCUCUGGCUCAGCAUCUCAAGGAGAUGCCUGGAAACCUGGACGCUCUUCUUCGGUACACUGUUACUCGUAUCGAUAGAGUCGAAACAGUCGUGCGCGGCGUUGAAUUCCAGGUAGGCAACCAGAUCAAACAACACGCCACUCAGCUCCGUGACAACGAUAAGCGCAUUGUUGAGCUCGAGCAGUGCAGUAGCCAUGACAUGAAGGACUACAAUGGCUCGAUGUCACAGGAGAACAUCCAGCCUAGAUCUUCGGGUUCCGAUACCAACCACAGUGCCAGCAUUGAGAAGCUUGAGAAGACUCAAGUUACGCACACGUCGUACCUCGAAACUAUUGGACAGUCUCUUAUAGCCAACCAGAACAGCAUCACCGUAGCCGAGCACACCAUGAACGAUCUUCUUAUCAAGCUCGAUGAUCUGAAGUCGGCCAAUGCUGAAAUUCGUAGCCAUCAGCAGGCUGACCCAGGUCUUUUCAAGAUGGACGCAACCACUGACGCCAUCUCCAAGCUCCAGACGCAAGUUGAGCGCCUGGCUAGGAGCGUGCAGCACAAGACUGCCACGGUCGCUGCCGAGAUCCCUCAGGGUAAUGAUUCAAGUGCUGACGACGUGGAGAGACUGGUCAUUCAGAUGGAUGAAGUCCGCAGCAAGAUUGGCGGAAUGCAGGAGGAGCUCAACACCCAAAUUGAGAUGCGUAACAUCAUGGACGAGUGCGCCACAGCAAGCAAGGUCAGGCUUGAGACGAUGUUCUACCAGCUCACCAAGGAACUCAUGCACACUUGUGAGCCUGAGCACAUCGAGUUCGGUUUGGACGAAGAGCGUACAUUCAUCGUUAGACAGCGUGUCCUCGAACGUCUCACCAUCGAGAAUGGCGUUCAGCUUGAGUUCGAGCGCCUUCAGCAGUCGCAGUUGAUGCCACGCUGA